AUGGCUUCCUCCACUACCAUACCCGACACGCCUGAACAAGGCACACCACAUCAGCAUAAAUCACCCACCAAAGCUGUAUUGCUUACUCACAACCACAACCCCUCUCAAAACAAUGAAACCAACACCGUCAUCAUGCCUUCGCAUGUCUGGUGUAAUGGCUGUUCCUCUGGCAGUAUCAUCUUCGAUGUCACUGGCCAUAAAUUGAUUGCUCAAGAAGGGCUCAUUGCAUUGGUACAUGGCAAAUACCCAUCUCGCAGUUGUAUUCUCUUCCACAAAAAUGGCCCUCAUUGCCUUUUUGAGAUAAACUUUUUGCCUCAGAACGAUAUGGACAUCCAAAGAGCAUGUCAAACCUGUCUUCACUUCCCUGAUGAGAAGGUAACUUUACUUGCCACCUCAGGCCUGGAAACAGGCGCUGUUAUCCAGUGUAUCAGUCUCUCUCGCUUGCCCAUUUUUGAUCUGUCUGACCUGUUGUAUGGCCUACAAACUAGUCUUGUGCUGUAUGGCUACAUUCUCAACGUUGGAAUUUGCUGCGAGCCAAAGUUCCAAACAUUUUUAGAUGGUUUCUGGCUACCACGAGCUUCAUGCCUAUUUGGUGUUGGUAUUGUCACAUUGACAGUCAUGACUGUCAGAACUGCCCUGAACGCCCAGCCAACAAAUGACAGUGCUGAAUAUGUAACCAAACUGGGCACGUCAGAGACCAGUGCCCUUGGGCUCAAGCCAAGAACUCGCAUCCUUGAAAAGGAUCCCACCUGA
Messenger RNA from Phycomyces blakesleeanus NRRL 1555(-), 753 nucleotides. RefSeq lists its product as hypothetical. Lineage: Eukaryota; Fungi; Mucoromycota; Mucoromycetes; Mucorales; Phycomycetaceae. The transcript has 3 exons. The record is from RefSeq and is a predicted model, not a curated record. The coding region runs from base 1 to 753 and encodes 250 amino acids.